AUGCGCCGUCCGCUCCGUGCCGCGCUGCCGCCGCUGCUGCUCCUCCUCCUCGCGAUGAUGUGUUGCGCCGGUGGGUGCCUCGCCGCCGCACGCCGUUGCGUGUUCGAUGAGGUGGUGCGGAAGUGCGGUUCGCCGCCGGCUGCGGUGGUACGUGAGGUGCCGCGGAAGGGGCAGGGCGCGACGCAGGCGUACACCGUCGCAACGCCCGAGGCGGACGGUGAGUGGAGGCCGAUUCGUGUUCUGGCGUCUACGAGGGACCUGGAGGACCCAGAGAAGCACUGCAGUGCCGUGGAUGAUGUACGGCCGGAUUUCUUGGGCGGCACAGGUGUAUGUCUUAAGGAGCAUUUGAUGACACGGAAUAUACUGUUUGCCAUGACGAAUAAUAUUAUUCCCGGGGCUAUUGGGCUGCACUCGAGUCGUCUUCUCGUCAGACGUGUGCGCAGGGUGCUGAUGGUGCCUCCGUUUAAUGCUGGAAUGCUUUGUAGUGAGUUCAGCGUCCCUGUGGAGCACUACUCUCCCGGAAUUGCGGAUGCCGACUUGGUGCUGUACGUGGGUGCCGGGCCGUCCUCUGUCUCCUGGGCUCUUGCAUGCGCCACGGAGGGGGGUCGUCCGUUCGUUGGAGGCCUGCACAUUGCCGUUCCCGACUGCCUUUUGGCGCGUCUGGCCGUGCGGAUCGUUGCGCACGAGGUUGCGCACGCUCUUGGCUUCAACUACCAACAGAUGGCGGGGCUGCGGAUGGUGUCGAACGACACGACUCUCCCUGGCGGGGGACGCGCCGUGGUGACCACCGCGGAAACAAAGAAGCAGGUCCAGGCACACUACAGCUGCAGCCGUCUUGAUGGUAUGGAGCUGCAGACGACCGCGGGUGGGGCACCGCAGUCACACUGGACGUGGCGCAGCGCGAAGGACGAGCUGAUGAGUGAGUUCUUGGGCGAGGGCGGAGGCCUCUACACCGCACUUACGAUGGCCGUCUUCGCAGAUAUGCCGUUUUACAAGGUGCGCUGGGAAAUGGCCGAGCCGAUGAGUUGGGGGAACGGCUCGGGUUGCGGCUUGCUGGAAGGCAAAAGUGCACCCGAGAGCAUUGCCGGCUACUCGAACAUGUUUUGCGAUGUCGCCGAUCAGAGCCUGCGCUGCACUUCUGACCGCAAUUUCGUGGGGAGGUGCACCAGCGUAGCCACGAGCGACUGCUCGGGGAACGGAGGAUCGGGCUGCUCUUUCGUUGCAUCGUUUUUGCACGAGGGAACGGCGGAGGGCGGCCUUCGGAGCUUUUGCGCCGACAGGAAUGUUGAGUUUCUCCCUGGCGGGCGCACGGGCAUUUACUCGUGGUGCCUGGAUGCGGAGUCCCUCACCGUGACAGCGGGGAACGGCAGCCGCGUGGAGCAGGAGCAGGACGUUGGCGGGGUGUGUGCGCAGGUAAUGUGCGACAAGGGGAAGGUGUGGGUGCGGUACCUCGGCAACAACACGUGGCACGACUGCCGCGCGGGCGGAUUCAUUGCGCCCGCGUCCCCCGCAUUCAAGGACGGCGGCAGGAUCUGGUGCCCGGAGUACAGCGCGGUGUGCACCAUUGCCCCUGACGGCAGCAGCUUUGUCACGCCGGGCAGGCCGGACGCCGCGGUGAGGGCCACGCAGCUUUGGCCGCUUAUGUUUUUCGUCCUUUUUUAUAUUCUCCUCGUCGCCGUCGUGGCCGCGGCGCCUCUGUAA
Molecule: messenger RNA, 1701 nt
Organism: Trypanosoma conorhini
Lineage: Eukaryota; Euglenozoa; Kinetoplastea; Trypanosomatida; Trypanosomatidae
Product: surface protease GP63
Exons: 1
Coding region: 1-1701 (566 amino acids)
Biological process (GO): cell adhesion; proteolysis
Cellular component (GO): membrane; cytoplasm
Molecular function (GO): metalloendopeptidase activity
Source: RefSeq, a predicted model, not a curated record